AGUAUCUAAACAGCGGGCUUGCUGUGAGCUGCUCUUCCCAUGGCUCCUGCAGUCUUGCCUGCCCUCCUUCCUGUGUGUGCCUGUCUGCUGCUGGCCUCAGGCUCUGCCCAGGCAGGCAAGCUGCUGGUGGUGCCCAUGGACGGCAGCCACUGGUUGUCCAUGCGCUCUGUGGUGGAGAAACUCUUCCAGAGAGGGCAUGAGGUGGUGGUGGUCGUGCCAGAGGUGAGUUGGCAGCUGGGACGUUCACUGAACUUCACAGUGAAGAUGUACUCAACCUCUCACACGCUGCAGGAUUUGGACCGGGAGUUCAAGGUUUUUCUUGACACCCAGUGGGAAACUCCAGAACAACUGUUUUCUGCACUAACUGGCUCAGCCAAGGGAUUUUAUGACAUCAUGUUUUCACAUUGUAGGAGUCUGUUUAAUGACAAGAAAGUAGUAGAAUUCCUAAAGAGAGAGAGAGUGUGGAACCACAUCUCCCACUUGGAUGGACUUUUAUUUUGUACCUACUUUUUCAAAAGAGCCACUGAUGCAGCCUCUGAAAUUCUUCAGACCCCUGUCACCAUGUAUGACCUCUUCAGCCAUGUGUUCAUUUGGUUGUUGAGAUCUGUCUUUGUCUUGGAGUCUCCCAGUUCUGUGAUGCCCAACAUGGUCUACGUUGGUGGAAUGAACUGCCACUGGGGAAAUCUACUACCCAAGCUAAGACUUCCCUCUUUGGCAUCACUCAGUGACCUGGGCUUGGACAGCAAUGCAACAGAUGUUCCCAGUGUGCUUCCUAUGUUCAGGCCUAAUGUGUGCUCAGUGAAAGGAGGAGAAAAUUGUGAAGCAGUCACAUUCAGGACCACAAGGAAUGCUCAGAAGUGUGGGAGUCAAAUGGAUCAGAGCAAAGUUAAGGAGAGCAUGUGCAAAUCCUCUCAGAUCUCUGGAGUGUCCACCAUGGUGUGCGGUCUUACUCCAUCACCUCACAAGUCUCGGCAAUGGAACAUCAUCCUGCUGGGAACAGACAAGUUAAGCAGCAGAGCCACCUAA
Messenger RNA from Dipodomys spectabilis (banner-tailed kangaroo rat), 1026 nucleotides. Its product is annotated as UDP-glucuronosyltransferase 1A7-like. The record is from RefSeq and is a predicted model, not a curated record. Lineage: Eukaryota; Metazoa; Chordata; Mammalia; Rodentia; Heteromyidae. Gene Ontology annotation, molecular function: UDP-glycosyltransferase activity.